Sorex araneus (European shrew) is the source of this 1052-nucleotide messenger RNA. RefSeq names its product calcium-binding protein 5. The transcript is spliced from 6 exons. Gene Ontology annotation, molecular function: sulfotransferase activity; calcium ion binding. Gene Ontology annotation, biological process: sulfation. NCBI's taxonomy places the organism in Eukaryota, Metazoa, Chordata, Mammalia, Eulipotyphla, Soricidae. The record is from RefSeq and is a predicted model, not a curated record. Gene Ontology annotation, cellular component: cytoplasm. The coding region runs from base 19 to 924 and encodes 301 amino acids.
UGGGUCAUACUGUCAGUGAUGGAUCCUCUAAUUGUGCACCACAAGUUACUUCAAAAAGACAUAAAUACUAGUGAAAAUAAAAGGAUUAAUGGUGUAUUAUUUCCAACUGUGGUUUUUACACCUGCUUUCCUGACAGAAGAGUGGCAUAAUUUUGUGUUUACAGACGAAGAUGUCUUGCUACUGACCUACCCUAAAUCAGGAACAAACUGGAUGGUGGAGAUUCUUUCCCUGAUUCAUUCCAAAGGCGAUCCCAAGUGGAUUCAGUCUGUGCCAAUCUGGGACCGCUCACCCUGGAUAGAGACAGAGGAUGGAUAUGAUAUGUUAAAGGAUACGAAAGGUCCACGCAUGAUGUGUUCCCACCUUCCAAUCCAAUUCCUGCCCAAGUCACUCUUCAAUGCCAAAGUGAAGAUGAUUUAUGUCAUUAGAAAUCCCAGAGAUGUUAUUGUGUCUGGCCAUUUUUUCUGGAAAGGCUUAAAAUAUGUUCAAGAAGCAGAAUCAAUGGAACAAUAUUUUGAUUGGUUCCUCGAAGGAAAUGUGCCCUAUGGAUCGUGGUUUGACCAUAUGCAUGGCUGGAUACCCAUGAGGGAUCGGGAGAACUUCCUGCUGCUGAGCUAUGAAGAGCUGAAAAAGGACACAAGAAGAAGUGUGCAGAAGAUCUGCCAAUUUCUGGGCGUGGAAUUAGAACCAGAAGCCCUGGAUUCAGUCCUCGAGAACUCUUCCUUCCAGGCUAUGAAAGGAAAUAGGAUGUCCAAUUAUUCCCUUCUAGAUGGUAUUGGUAUUGAUCUAAAGACAUCAGCCAUGAUGAGAAAAGGAGUUUCUGGGGACUGGAAAAAUCACCUCACGGUGGCACAAGCAGAAAUCUUUGAUGAAAUAUACCAGGAGAAGAUGAAAAGUCUUCCUCCAGAGCUGUUUCCAUGGGACUGAUGUUCUAGAAUGUUCAGAAUCUCAUACAGAUAUUGACCAUCAUUCUGUCUUUGCACAAGUGCAUGCCAGGGGGCUGAUUGUUUAUGAUCAUUUAUUUAACCCUGGCAUUCUGACUCACAGGUCUUUGC